Bipolaris victoriae FI3 is the source of this 186-nucleotide messenger RNA. RefSeq lists its product as hypothetical. The record is from RefSeq and is a predicted model, not a curated record. Bases 1 to 186 code for a protein of 61 amino acids. The transcript has a single exon. Lineage: Eukaryota; Fungi; Ascomycota; Dothideomycetes; Pleosporales; Pleosporaceae.
AUGCUUAGCGGGGAAGGGUUCAAGAAAGGGUUCGGGAAGGGUUCAGGGAAGGGUUCAGGGAAGGGGCUCAGGGGAGACAGGGUGUCAAUUCUUCGUCAACGAAACACGCUGAGCCAUGGUGGAGCAUCGGGAUGGUGGGCAGUGGGCAGGUCGCGAGAAAAAGAAAGGGCGUGGGCGUGGGCGUGA